AUGGUAGUGGCAGUCCCAUAACGGCAAUAACCUUUGGGGGAUUAUUUAUUGUUGGUGCCUUUUGUAUGCUAUGGUACAAUGAAAGACGGUAACUGUUUAUAACUUAACAACCUCUAGAUAAGCUAUAACGGAAUACAGAAUAAACCAGGCUUAUAAAGAAUGCACAUCAGUCGAUUCAGCCCAAAUUAAUCCGAACACUAAUAAUAAAUUAAUUCACACGAAUGUCAGACCAAUUAACUAAUAGUUGAUGAGAUCUUUGGGCUCUAAUUAAAAGAUUGUGUGAAAUUAAUAAGAAGUGUUGAAAUGUUUCAAUGGGUGAGAAGAUCAAGAUAAGAAAAUAAUAGAACAACUUAUUAUUACGAAUAAAUUUGGAGUUCAACUUUUCAUGCAGAUGUGGGAGACGGGUACUUCAAUGAUUAAUCGAAAUGGAUAGUAUAAGCUGAAGAUAAAAUUAACGAAAAUGUUUAUGUUGGAGCCUAUUUAAUAACAAAAUCUCUGGCUGAACAAACAGAUGCAAAUGAAAUUAUUAAUUUAACUUCUGAGCAUGCCCAAAACGUUGCCAAAUAUUUUGCUACUUAACGAAUAUUCUAACAUUUUGAUGCUUAAGGGAAGGAAAUGUAUUUUUAAUAAGAAAAAGGUAGACUUCUCAACAAUGAUCUUAGAGUAUCUUUUAGAGCUGCAAGAAUAGGCCCAACAACUGUAGUGUCAUAAUAAUAAAAUAACACUUUCACUCCUUAUAUUAUUCAUGAUAAAUAUGAAUAAACAUUAAAUUAGGAUGGUGAAAAUCUUGAAAAUCCUAAUCCUUUGGGAAUAUUAUCUUGCUGUUGUUGCUGUUGUUUUUGCUGUUGUCAACUUUGCAAAGCCAUAGAAUAACCUUUAUCUGAAUUGAAUUUACUCUAUUAAGCUGUCCUAACAUAAUAGUAGGUUUUUAAGAAAUUGGCUGAAGAAUAUGCUUGUCUAACUCUGUGUUAAAGAAUCACAGGAUAUAUCUUAAUGGGAUUUGGAUUUUAUUUAAUCUUCUAUCCUGUAACAUGGGUUGUAUCUUUGGUUCCUUUAAUUGGUGACUUUUUAGCUGCAAUAACAGGAUUUGCGUUUUUUUUGGUAAGUUUCUUAAUUUCUAUUCCCUUUUCUAUUCUAACAAUUGCAUUUGCAUGGCUUUUCUAUCAUCCAAAGUAUGGAAUUGCAUUAAUAGCAUUAUCUGGUUUAAUUGGAGCUGGCAUCUAUUUUUAUUUAAAAAGUCAAUAAUGA
Paramecium tetraurelia is the source of this 1248-nucleotide messenger RNA. RefSeq lists its product as uncharacterized. Gene Ontology annotation, biological process: nuclear membrane organization. The record is from RefSeq and is a predicted model, not a curated record. The transcript is spliced from 4 exons. NCBI's taxonomy places the organism in Eukaryota, Ciliophora, Oligohymenophorea, Peniculida, Parameciidae. Gene Ontology annotation, cellular component: nuclear inner membrane.